Trifolium pratense (red clover) is the source of this 1721-nucleotide messenger RNA. Its product is annotated as probable GABA transporter 2. Bases 216 to 1568 code for a protein of 450 amino acids. Lineage: Eukaryota; Viridiplantae; Streptophyta; Magnoliopsida; Fabales; Fabaceae. Gene Ontology annotation, cellular component: plasma membrane. The transcript has 7 exons. The record is from RefSeq and is a predicted model, not a curated record.
AAUCCCGCUCACACACUAUAUAAACAACUAAAUAAACUAAACGAAUCUAUAUACAUCACAACUAACGCGGUUGGGUCUGUCAGCGAUUCUGAAGGCUGAAUAAUCGUUAAGCACACAAAGUGAAAGUACCCUUUUUCUUUCCAUUAUUAUAUUAUAUUAUUAUCAUCAAAUUUUGAUUCGAUCUCCCUUCUGUUCUGUGUGCCUAAAUUCUUUCCAUGGCAAAUCCAUCCAACAAAGAGAUCAAUCUCCUCAACGAUGACGACGCCGGAGCUGCUUUCGUCCUCCAAUCCAAAGGUGAAUGGUGGCACGCUGGGUUUCACUUAACAACGGCAAUAGUGGGUCCCACAAUACUAACGCUACCAUAUGCAUUCAGAGGUUUAGGAUGGGGGAUUGGGAUGUUAUGCCUAACAGUUAUGGGUGUUGUAACUUUCUACUCUUAUGGCCUUAUGUCUAAAGUUCUUGAUCAUUGCGAAAGAUCUGGUCGUCGCCACAUCCGUUUCCGGGAACUUGCCGCCGAUGUCUUAGGAUCUGGAUGGAUGUUCUAUUUUGUAAUCUUUAUCCAAACGGCAAUCAAUACUGGAGUUGGCGUAGGGGCAAUCUUGCUUGCUGCUGAAUGCCUUCAGAUCGUCUACUCCAAUGUUGUACCUCAUGGAUCACUGAAAUUGUACGAGUUCAUAGCAAUGGUGACAGUGGUAAUGAUAGUUUUGUCUCAGCUUCCCACUUUCCAUUCCCUAAGACACAUCAACUUGUGUUCACUUUUUCUCAGCUUGGGCUACACCUUCCUAGUAGUUGGUGCUUGUAUUCAUGCAGGUACAUCGAAAAAUGCCCCUCAACGGGACUAUUCCUUAGAACCCAAGAAAUCGUCAAGGGCCUUCAGUGCCUUUACUGCCAUUUCCAUAAUUGCAGCAAUAUUUGGGAAUGGAAUAUUACCUGAGAUACAAGCAACUCUAGCACCUCCUGCAGCUGGAAAGAUGAUAAAAGGCCUUACUAUGUGUUAUGCUGUAAUUUUUGUUACAUUCUACUCUGCUGCCGUUUCUGGAUAUUGGGUAUUUGGAAACAAGGCCAAUUCAAACAUUUUGAAGAGUUUGUUGCCAGAUGAUGGACCUUCUUUGGCUCCAACUUGGGUUCUUGGACUUGCUGUCAUCUUUGUUCUACUUCAGCUCUUCGCAAUCGGUCUGGUUUAUUCUCAAGUUGCUUAUGAAAUAAUGGAGAAGAAAUCGGCUGACGUGAAGCAAGGGAUAUUUUCCAAAAGAAAUCUUCUUCCACGCCUAAUUCUUCGGACAAUUUACAUGAUUUUCUGUGGAUUUCUGGCCGCCAUGUUGCCAUUUUUUGGAGACAUAAACGGUGUAGUUGGUGCUGUUGGCUUCAUUCCUCUGGAUUUUGUUCUGCCUAUGAUUCUAUAUAAUAAAACACACAAGCCUCCAAAAUCAUCAUUGACUUAUUGGAUCAACCUCUCGAUCAUGAUCGUGUUCACUGGUGCAGGAAUCAUGGGUGCAUUCGCUUCUAUUAGGAAAUUGGUUCUUGAUGCCAACCAAUUUAAGCUGUUUGGCAGUGAUGUUGUAGAUUGAGAAAAUGUAUGCAGAAACCAUGAAUUGGAAGCAUAUAGUACAACUUAUAUAUACGUAUAGUGUUAAUAUGAAAAACCACACACAGUUAUUUCAGUUUCUAAAAUGAGAGAUAAGGAAUAGUCAAAUACUCCUAUGUUUGGUACUUUGGUUAAA